AUGUACAUGAUUACAAACUCUACGUCAAAACAUCUCCUGGGCAUAAGUUUUCACACAUACUCAUUUCUGCCAUCAUACCGGCAUAUUCCUCUCUUGACAAUACUGUUCACAAGACAAACAACAAAUCACGAACAGGCCGAGCCUAAAAGAAGUUUUACUUUGGGACCGCCCGGACACGCUGCUGAGAGCGUAACUUUUUUCAAAGUCGAAACGGCGAUGGAAGAGGCCCUCUACCGUUGUCUUCACCAAGUCCUGGCCAUCUCGCCUUCACCGUGUGCAGACAUGGUUCUGCACACACGAUGGAAAAGCUUUACGUCCUGGCCAUCUCUACCAUUGUCGAGCCCCCGUGUGCCGACAUGGAUCGGCAUACGCAAUGGAAAAUUUUUAAGUCCUAACCAUCAACGUGCAGAGAUAAAGACGGACGGGGUCGAAAAAAAUACGGGCAAGCGGAUGGACAAACUUGAAAAGGACUAUCCACCGCGGCAAUGCUCCAGUCAUUUAAUGCAACGACUUGUGUCUGCUGCGCGCGAUGGCUGGAGCUUUUGUCGUCGCAUAAGGACACCGUUUUAA
This is a messenger RNA of Paraglomus occultum, 570 nucleotides long. The record is from the annotation of a GenBank genome assembly. Lineage: Eukaryota; Fungi; Glomeromycota; Glomeromycetes; Paraglomerales; Paraglomeraceae.